CUACUCACUUCUUUUACUGCAGCCAUCACCUUCAGCACCCAGAUCGGCACAGUGAAGAGUGGACAUGCAAAGGAACAGAUCCUGAUCCUGCUUUCUUUCCAUCCCGAUGAAGCAAUCUUUGGAUGGGACACGACAAGAAGAGAGUUUUUCAAGGUGAAUAUGGAAUAAGUAAGCGAGAAAAAGACAGAGGUAACAGUACAGACAACGGAGCAGGAGGUUCAAAACAGGUGCAUCCCCAACAGCCAGAACACAGGGUUAAAUGAGGACACUGCACGUACAGUCAGAAAAGAGGCCUGAACUUGGCUGUGCAGCUAGAGUAAGAAUGAGGCACAUUGUUUGACUAGUAGCUGGGGUUAAUCUAAACUGAAAGAGAAAAGAGGAAGAGCUUGGCAGUCGGACAAGGGCAAUGGUUGAGGCAGACACGCAAAGAGUGUGGGUGUCAGUGAUGAACUUGGGGUGACUGUGGGAAGCAGUUAGGCUGCUUGGUAGAUCCCCAAGUUUGUCCAACUGACAGAUGAGGGUCCAGAAGGCAGCUAACAGGAUGAGGCUGGGCGGCCACGUGGCCCCACAGGGAUUACAAGCAGCAAGAAGAAGGUAAAGAGAUUAGACUCAAAACGGAGCCUGCUUUUUUAACCUCGUCACUGUUGUCACACUGACAGCGCAGAAGGCUACUCCUGAGCCAAAAUUCCAAUCAGUUCACCAUCUCUCAUUCCCAUACCUCUCCUCCCUCCCUCGCUCCCUCUGCUCAUCCAUCCAUGCAGCCACCUUUGUUGUCUACAGGGAUCCAACAGCAUCCAGGAAAUAACUUGCUGCUGAAGAACUGAGCUGGAGUGGACCGAGCUCCCUCCUAACAAGCUGAAGACUUUAUCUGCACCGAUGAGGAGACUUUUGCACUCUCUGCUAAUGGACUCAAGAUAAAAAGAUUCUGGAUUUGAGACUGUUGCAAACAACAAUCUCUUUACAAAUGACAACUUCAGGCUUGAAAACCACAUAAAUUAGCCCAUCAUGCUUUUGAAGUCAGGACUACUCUUCACUUUGUGUCUGUUUACCCUCCAGGCAAGUCGAAUCAAAGACCUUCAUGACCACGGUUUUUCUGGACUCAGGGAUGUGAAGUAUCGACACUUUCUAGAAGCCUCCAGACCGAUCAGACACACUACAAAUGUCAGAGCGGAGCAGGAUGGCCAUCGGACGAAGAGGUCAGCGCUCUUCACCACAGGUGUCAAAGUGUGUCCCCAGGAGACCAUAAAAGCAGUCAUCAGCAGCCAUCGGAGCUAUUACAAACUCAGAGUUUGUCAGGAAGCUAUUUGGGAAGCGUUUCGGAUCUUCUUGGACAGAGUCCCAAACUCAGAGGAGUACAGAGCCUGGGUUUACACCUGCCAGCAUGAAAACCUCUGCAUGGACGACCUGGCCCAGAACUUCAGCAGCUCUCAGGAGCAUCUGGAAAUGGUGGCCAGAAGAGUAGCAGAGCAAGCUGAAAGUGAAGGAUUUGACUUGACCACUGAGCCAGGAAGGGAAUGCACCUGGACACCUCCAGUGAUUCUGCUACCAACUGAAGCUGAGGCUAUCCUAGAAGAUCCAAACAUGAUAAAAGAGAACUAUGAGGAGUACAUUGUUGAGUUCAGGGUCACCAUUGUGGACCCGACAUACAGCAAGCUGCUCAGUGACCCAGAGGCUCCACAGUACAAUGACAUUACACGAGAGCUCACAGACAAGAUGCUUCAUGUGUUUGAAAAAGUUCGAGGAUUCAAAGAGAUUCGAGUUCUGGGAUUUCGCUCACAGGAUGUGUCUAUGCAUUACGCUGUGGUCUUUAAUGGAGAAACAGAGCUCAGGGAUGAACCUGAGGGUCUCGAGGAGCCUGACACAGACACAAAUGAGGAUGUAAAUGCUCCUAAACUGAAGCACAUCAUCACAAAGGCUUUAAAACAGGAACCCUCACUACCGCUGGACAUACAGACGCUCAGCUUUGAGGCUGUAACCACAGUUUAUCCAGUUGCUGAGCUCGGCAUGAACCCUGUUGAGAUCGCUGUACCCGAGGACGACACCAUACAGGCACCCACAGAGGAUUACACUCCCACCCAAAGUUUCUUCCCAAGUGUGGCAGUGAUAGAAAACUCUUUGGAAGCUUCUACAAUCAAACCAGAAACACACACCUUUGUGCCUUUCAUCCCAAACGUCGUCCCAGAAUCCACGUCUGCCAUCACAGAUGAGACUCCUCUAAUAGCGACAGUAGAACAGGAAUCCACAGAGGAUUCUGCAGGGGAGCCUGGUGACAUUAUAACACCAGACACAAAACUGGAAACUAUCACAGAGCGGGAAGAGGAAGCAGAGCCAGAGGUGGAGGAGAUACCACCUACUGAGCCUGAGGACGGAGGUGAGGCUGAACCUGACGAGCAGGUCACAGAAGAACCUGAACCUGCUGAUGGGGUCCCUGAUGAACAAAAUGAAGAUCUUCCCUUGCCAACCCCAGACACCCAACCAGAAGAAGAAAUUACUGAUACACCUGCUGAGGUUUACUAUAACUUGCCAGAGUCUACAGACCCCACACUGACUGAGAUAUCUGUCAUAGAAGCAGCAGUGCCAGUCUCCACACCAUCAUCUCACGAGGAUGCUUUCCAAGGCAAUGAACCAGAAAGAGAUGAUGAGCCUUUGCCAUCCCCUGUAGAGAGCGGCGAAGCUCCAGAGGAAAGGGAUGAGUCUGGCGGAGGGCACAGUGGAGCGACCCCAGUCUUAACAGACCUUCCUCCAGAGAACUCAAACAUUCAAGAGGAUGUCGGGUCAAGUCAGAACGAGACAGAGGCAGAAGUGACCGAAACCCUGGAAGAAGAGAGUGGUAGUGGAUUCAACUCAGAGUCUGACGAACGCCCGUAUGAAUCCACAGCUGCACCGGCCAUGAGACAAGCCAGCACCCCUCUGAUGUCCAUAAUGGAUAAGAACAAAGAGUUAGUGGUUUUCUUUAGCUUGAGGGUCACUAACAUGAUGUUUUCUGAUGACCUGUUCAACAAGAACUCCCCAGAGUAUAAAUCACUGGAGAAUACCUUUCUUGAGCUGACACAGCACUCUGGGUCCAGAAACUCGCCAAACCCUGGAGCUUCCAGUAAAUCUGGGCCUAGGAGACAGACGACUUUAGCCUCCAUACCGCUCCUGCCAUAUCUACAAUCCAACUUGACGGGAUUUAAGCAGCUGGAAAUUCUCAACUUCAGGAACGGCAGCGUUGUUGUAAACAGCAGGAUGAAACUGGACAAACCGGUCCCUUACAACGUCACAGAAGCUGUUCACUGUGUGCUUGAAGACUUCUGCAGUGCAGCAUCUAAACGGCUUGACAUCGAGAUUGACAGUCGCUCCUUGGAAGUGGAACCAGCUGACCAAGCAGACCCCUGUAAGUUCCUCGCCUGCAAUGAGUUUUCACGCUGCGUGGUAAACAGUUGGACCGAUGAGGCCGAGUGCCUGUGUGAUCCGGGGUACAGCACCGUGGACGGCCUGCCGUGUCAGAGCACCUGCGCUGUGCAGCCAGACUACUGUCUGAAUGGAGGCCUGUGUGAAAUAAUCCCGGGACAUGGAGCCACCUGCAGAUGCCCUGGAGGUAAAUACUGGCACUACCAUGGAGAACGCUGCAACGAGCUGGUGUCAAUGCCGGUAGAUCCUCCGCUUAUUGUAACCUGCCUCGUGGGAAGUCUCUGCCUUGUUUGUGCCGUCAUUGGCAUUUUGAUUUUCAUUAACAAGAAAUGUGUCAAUAACAGGAAGGCUGUCACUUUGGUGCACACCCUUGCUCCCUAUGCCUUUGAGAAUACUUUGAGGGUGAACCCAGUGUUUGAGAAUGAUGAUGGUGUCUUAACUCAAGUGUCCACAUUGCCAUAUCCUUCAAGUUCUGCUUCUUCCCAGUCCCAACAGUCUGAACAAGAACAUUUUGCCUCAAUUGAAAAUAUACAUCUGAGUAUUGAGAUCCCCAGACAACUCUACACAACCAGAUCAGAAAAGUUAGUCUCAGAAAUGGUGGACUUCCAUCACUGUACACCACACAAUGAGCUCUAUGAUGUGUGCAAAGACGUGGCGACGGCCAAAUGAAUACAGAACAUGCUGCGUUUUAAGGGCAUCAGAUAACGAAUGUUUUGAAGUAACAGUUCUUUGAUGACACCCUGUUUAUCUGAGGAGCAAAGACAGAAGUUGCUGCUUAUGGAUGCAUGGUACAGUAGACCAGCGAAAUGGUGUUAAAAGUGUUGAGAUUAAUUGUUCAUAGUGGUUGUGUCUUGUUAGACAGAGGACUAUGGAUAUUAAGGUGGACUUAGGUUGUCUUAAAGUGGAACCUAAUAUUUAUUUCAUAUAUUGAAUGGUAGGAACAUUUCCUGUAUACCCUUGGCAAAGGUUGUUCUUUCCUCACAAUGAGGUAUUUAUUAUUUACAAACUGAUACACAUGGUGGUAUCUUUAGCUUAGACUGUAAAAUGUUGUUUAUUUUAAUGUUUAACCAUUGUUGUGUCCCAAAAAGAGAAUGAAUGUAUAAGCUGUUGACUUGGAUCGUGACAUAUUGUUGUGCUGAGCUACAUUUCCAUCAGUCUGUCCUGUUCAAAACAACUCUUCCCACUAAUUAUUCGUCUUUCGAGAUUUGGACUUCUUGUUUUUUUACACAGUUUUGCAUUUAAAAGCAAAGAAUAAAAUGUUUUUUGCGUAAAAAA
This is a messenger RNA of Dicentrarchus labrax (European seabass), 4668 nucleotides long. It is a transcript of the gene impg1b, whose product is annotated as interphotoreceptor matrix proteoglycan 1b. Bases 1006 to 4062 code for a protein of 1018 amino acids. Lineage: Eukaryota; Metazoa; Chordata; Actinopteri; Moronidae. The transcript is spliced from 19 exons. The record is from RefSeq and is a predicted model, not a curated record. Gene Ontology annotation, biological process: visual perception.